CUUUUAUCCGUUCUACUAAGGGGGGUUGUUAGGUUUACUUUGGGUUGAUAGACUCUCUGGAUAAAGUGAAAAUUUCACAGAAAUCGGCUAGGGCUUGGCAGGAGUGUUUGGGUGAGGCUAAAAGGCUGGCUGAGCCUGGGCGUGCAUGGAUUGCUCAUCUUCCACAGACUCGCAGGUUUCUUCUGGACCUACACUCGAUUUCGAUGGGUCAAAGCGCAGCCGAUGAAGAAACCCCUACACACCCCAUCGCCACCCCGCUGAUGGCAACUCCACUUCAUGCGCCUCAUAUCCCAAAGAUCCAAGCGCCCACUGGCUUGCCCGAUGGUUCUAUCACAGCCUUUCUAGCGAGCUACAUUGGCACCACGUCAGCUGUUAAUCGGCCUCCCUACGCGUUUCCCGUGGCGGUAUCCGUGCAUGGUGGCACCCUCGACGGAGAAUCGCUGAAUCUCCGAAUCCAAACCUCAUUUCCCGUUCAAGGUUUAGGAGCAGGGUCCUCUUCCAUUGACCCUACCCUGUCCGACAUGAUGCCGCCCUUCUUCCAUCAUGCUGAGCAGCAACUUUCCGAGCCUUCCAGAGCUGGUCCCUUUCACAUCGUCAAUCCGGCACCGAUUGUUGCUGCGCUCAAAACUCCUGAUCAUUCACAGGAUAGGUGGUCGGAGACAAACUCAAAUGAGGAUGUUGACUGCUGGCUUCGAGGCCUGGCUCAGAAGCUAGGAUACUGCCUUGUCCCUCUCUGAGUCGACGUGGGCAGCGGUGGUUCUUCUAGAUUAGGAGAUAUACGGUACGUUUUGCUCCGUGGUGUGUGCGUGACUGCAUAUCACUAUUGAUCUUCCGACCCGUAUUUUCUUUCUAAUAUAAUUCAUGUUACCUGAUCCCAAGAUUCACCGCUUCUCUUCCCGGAGUAAAUGUAAUUU
Messenger RNA from Cantharellus anzutake, 914 nucleotides. RefSeq lists its product as uncharacterized. The record is from RefSeq and is a predicted model, not a curated record. The transcript is spliced from 3 exons. The coding region runs from base 204 to 737 and encodes 177 amino acids. Lineage: Eukaryota; Fungi; Basidiomycota; Agaricomycetes; Cantharellales; Hydnaceae.